AACAGCGAAAUAGGCUGCGAGACCUUCUGCACCCAGCUAAAGGCUAACCUAAAAAGCGAAAACAAUAGCAUGGAUCUUGGUUCUUUCAUUCAGGAAAAUAUAGAGUUCCUGAGAUUGGAUAUGAGCUUUGGUAACCUUCGGCUUCCCAACAUUCAUCCUCCUCCUAAGGUUGUGAUAAGCGAUCCAAACAUUCUGUCUACGGUAGCCACAACUACUGCUGGUGUCCGUGGUCCCAUCGUUUCCUCAGCUUCCGUAGCUGCAAUCCAAUUCAGGCCAGGAAUGUUCCCUACCGGGGUUAUUCGUAGUCCAAAUGCUUCAGCAGGUGGACAGCCGCGUCUUGUCGGUCCAGCCAUGAUGGCUCCUCUUCCUGUCACCGCAUCUGGGAUGAUAACUCAAGCUAGCUUAGCUCCAGGCGCCCUUGGAAUGACAGCGACUCAAACUAUUUCUACUCCCGGUGCUCGAUUUGUACAGCCAGCGCUUGCACCUGCUCCUCCCAGAAUGACUGCAACUUCAAUCUCUCCUCUCCAAUCAGCACAGCUUGUCGGUCAAAAGAUUCGAUUGGCUCAAUCAUCUACCUCACCUCUUGGGGAUAUCUCGACUGUUAUGUCUCUGCCUGUAACUACCUUGACGACUAUUAGGGCAAACACAUCUAUUUCAACUUCAGCUAACGCUCAAGGGCUUUCUGCACUUUCAUCAGGAGUUCGGGCUCUUGCUCCUCGGAUGGCCCCUGUUGUUGCACCAUUUACUUCACCUGCCCUUGCUGGCAAACAGAGCCUUGUUUCUUCUAAUAAAAUUCUGCCACAUUCAACUGGAUCGAUCGCAUGUUCUCUUUCAGCGGCGAUAAUGAGGAAUAGACUUUUACCUUCUGUUGUUAAACCCGUUAUCGAAGAUGAAAUUGAUCUGUCAUCUGGACAUGAUGACGUCAAAAUUCUCACUUCUAGUGUCGGUGAUUCAGUCGGAGACUCUUCCCAAAUGAAUGAUCUUCCAUUUUUUCCCCUGUCUAAAGUUCGAUCUUUUUUAUCACAAGCCAACCUGCCUAUCACGGAUGAGGCGGCUGCCUGUCUGGCUCAUGGUGUCCAGUUAUUCGUGAAAUCCCUCGUAAUGCGACUUAGUAUUGUUGCCAUGCAUAAGUCAGAACGUCUUGCUGAAGAUCCUCGGUUAGUACAGACGGACAAUGUUCGAGAGCAGUUGCGAUUUCUUCAGCGACUUGGAGAGCAUGACAAAAUGAGGCAAUCGGAGAUUGAGAAAGAACUCAUAUUAAAAGCGGCUAAGUAUCUUUUAAGUUUCUGA
Protopolystoma xenopodis is the source of this 1290-nucleotide messenger RNA. The record is from the annotation of a GenBank genome assembly. NCBI's taxonomy places the organism in Eukaryota, Metazoa, Platyhelminthes, Monogenea, Polystomatidea, Polystomatidae.